AUGUGUUCCAACGCGAACGAGGAAGAGGCAUUCGCGCUAUUAUGCGACAUUCUGCCCGGCCUCCCCAUUGACCGAGUCCGGGUCACCCCAAACGGCGGGAUUCAACAGAUGUACCUCGUUGACAUAGCUGGCGAGGACGGCCCAAUCCUUCUCACCACAGCCCAUAAAUCUUGGGUCAAACCCUUAAGGUCUGAAUACUGUUCCAUCUCGUCCGAAGCUGCUCUGUGGGCUUGGUACACAGUUAUAUCUCCUGGGGCUUUCCGUGGAGAAGGGGCCAACACCAAUAAUGGAAAAAAUAGCCACGAAGUUCGAGAAAAUCCCGACAGUGACGUUUACUCCGCGAGGCUAUACCUAACAGGAUUCUUGCCAACUCUCAUCAAGUACGGUCUGCCGAUCCCUGAGGCCCAAGUCCCCGAGUUCAGCCUCAGCCGCCCACGACCAGGCAAUACCGUCUCAUCGCUCCCCCUAUCCCCGAACAACGAUGACUAUGCAUCCAUAAAUCAGCAAGCGGGGCAGCUGUUCCGCCGCAUUGCUUGCCAUGUCUCACCCACUGGAAGAUUUGGUGACGUUGCUUCUGUUAUGCGGCCAUUGUCAGUGCUUCCAAUGCGGCCUGUUGUCCGAUCUCCAGCAAAUUCGCCGUAUAUUUUUGGAACUGCGUCAUGGUCAGGUGCCUUCCACCUCAUGCUCGAGUCGGUUCUACGCGACCUAGAAGAUCGUUUCGUGAACAUCUCCUAUUCUCGCAUAAGGGGCCACUUUAAGCGACUAAGGCCCCUACUGGACAAAGUAACGAGACCUUCUCUGGUCUCCAUUACGUGCAGUGAUAUGCAAAACCUACUGGUCGUUGAAUCAGACACUAAGGAUUCGGAUUCUUCGACACUAUCCAGCGAGGCAGAAGCUCCCAAUAGCCCCCCAGCAGACCAGGACCCUGAGCCUCAUACCCGACCGACUACCCCAGAAACUCGAGACAAAUACAAGGUUACUGGUUUGCGUGACUGGAGCAUGUUAGUUUUUGGUGAUCCUCUGAUCGCAACCGUUUUCAACGACAAGGCACCUGAAAGUUUCAUGACCGGCCUCCGCCAACCAAUAGCGGAGGACGAUCCCUUCAUCUCCGUUUCCAUAAUUGAACACGCAGAAUCCGCGCCUCUUAGGUUACUUCUCUACAAAUGCUAUCAUGCUUUGAACGAUUUAGCGAAGCAAUAUUACCAUACCCGCCAAGGCGAUGCCGAAUUGGAGGCUCGCCGACGCUUGCUCCUUGUGCUAAGCGAACUUGAUAAGAUCAAGGAUGAAACUGUCUUUGAGGAAAAGCUUCAGGAAAACACCGCCAUCAGUGAAGCUAGGAUAGAUGCAGAUGCUGUUGGCACGAACAAGAAGUUUGGUGUAGCGAGCUGA
This is a messenger RNA of Clonostachys rhizophaga, 1389 nucleotides long. NCBI's taxonomy places the organism in Eukaryota, Fungi, Ascomycota, Sordariomycetes, Hypocreales, Bionectriaceae. The record is from the annotation of a GenBank genome assembly.